Messenger RNA from Uncinocarpus reesii 1704, 744 nucleotides. RefSeq lists its product as uncharacterized. The transcript is spliced from 3 exons. The record is from RefSeq and is a predicted model, not a curated record. Bases 1 to 744 code for a protein of 247 amino acids. NCBI's taxonomy places the organism in Eukaryota, Fungi, Ascomycota, Eurotiomycetes, Onygenales, Onygenaceae.
AUGUGGUGCAACCUGCAUCACAUCAAUCCAAGAGUUUGUCCAUCAGCAACCUCUUUGAACAUCAACAUCAUGUUCAUGAAGUUGCUUAUUUUCGGAGCCACGGGUGCGGCCGGUGGCUGGACUGCCCGAAAGGCCAUUGCGCAUGGUCAUGAUGUGACCCUGCACGUUAGAGAUGAGAACCGUGUGCCAGGCGACAUCAAAAACUCUGGCAAAGUGAAGAUCAUCCAAGGCAUUUUAUCCGAUGAAGAGUCACUCUCGGAAGCAGUCCAGGGCCAAGAUGCGAUUCUGUCAUGUAUUGGGCCAAACGGGCCGUGGCCUUCCAAGGGCGAACUCUCCAACGGCUACCGCCUUAUCUUCAGAUUGAUGAGGCGACACAACGUUCGUCGAGUCAUUGCGAUGGCCACAAUCAGUUGUUAUGACGAACGCGACUCGUUUGCACUCUCUCGUCUUCUUGCCUACAGUGCGGUGUUCGUGCUGGCGCGGACGGCGCAAAACGAAAUCCUGGCGAUAGAGGAAGCUUUCAAGGAGGAAGGUCAAGGGCUGGACUGGACCUUGUGUCGAGUGCCAGUGCUUGGGAGCUCGUCAAAAGACGGCGGCAUGGCGGAGGCAGGCUGGGUGGGAGAUGGAAAGUGGAAUGCCUUUCUCGAGCGCAGAGAUUGGGCGAACUGGAUGAUACGGGAAGCUGAAAGGGACCAGCCGAUGUGGGUUGGCGAGAUGCCUGCACUGUAUACCCCGAAGAGAUAA